This is a messenger RNA of Filobasidium floriforme, 4044 nucleotides long. RefSeq lists its product as uncharacterized. The record is from RefSeq and is a predicted model, not a curated record. Gene Ontology annotation, cellular component: Sin3-type complex; chromatin. The transcript is spliced from 11 exons. NCBI's taxonomy places the organism in Eukaryota, Fungi, Basidiomycota, Tremellomycetes, Filobasidiales, Filobasidiaceae. Gene Ontology annotation, molecular function: transcription corepressor activity. The coding region runs from base 1 to 4044 and encodes 1347 amino acids. Gene Ontology annotation, biological process: negative regulation of transcription by RNA polymerase II.
AUGGACGCCGCGAGUAUCGGUCUCGCAGGACUUUCCGCGGGGUCUGGGGCACCUCAAGGUCAAGCUCCCGGUCAGGCUUUGGCUCCGGGACAAGCACCAUCGCAGUCACAGGGUCAAUCUCAAUCUCAAGGUCUCCCACGCAUCGGAUCGCCUUCGGCUCAGAACCUUGUUCCCGGUCAACCUAGGCCUCAAUCUGCGGGCCUUGGAGCCGGGGAACAGGAUCGGACGAGCACGCCUGGGUUCGGACAGGGUCAAGGACCGGGUUCGGCGGGUAGAGCUGGAUCGCCUUCGGCUGGUGCUGGGAGUGCUGCACCUGGUUCAGCGGGAUCUGCGACUGCAGCGGGAGGAGCUGCAGCGGCAGGUGCGGGUGCGGGCGGGGCGGCUUAUAGGCCGUUGAACGUCAGGGACGCUCUGAGUUAUCUGGAUCAGGUCAAGGUACAAUUUGCCGAUCAGCCGGACGUGUAUAACCGGUUCUUGGAUGUCAUGAAAGAGUUCAAGGGGCAGACUAUCGAUACUCCUGGAGUGAUCGACCGAGUGUCCACCUUGUUUCACUAUCAUCCCUCCCUGAUUCAAGGUUUCAACACAUUCUUGCCGCCCGGCUACCGCAUCGAGUGUUACACGUCGACCGACCCUCAAGAGUUCCCCGGAUUGAUGAUGAUCUCGGUGACGACACCGAGUGGGACGGUCAACCAGAUUCCUGGAGGUUUCGCUGCGGCUGAGAGGGAGAGGAGGACCAAGGAGCGCGAAAGGGCGCCGGAGGAGGACGAAUUUAGCAGGAGAGGCCAGUUGGGCCAUGGGGUAGAUGUAGGGAAACAGGGCGUUGAUGUUGGCACGAACGAGAGAUCUCACCGAACCGCCUACCUUCAUCCUUCAUCAUUUUCGCAGGGCCGGAACCCCCCACUCGAUUAUCUUGGGCAAGGUGCAAAGCGGGUCUACGACGAUGACUACGAUUACGGACGCCAAGGUGGUCGACCCAAGGAGAACGAGACGGAAUCGAGAUCUGGCAAUCUUCCCGCUCCAGCGGAUUUGGGCUUACCGCCUCGUUCAUCGGUCGCCGGGCUGGACCGUGCUGGAGUCGCAAACGGAGGCCCCAGUGGACCUUCGACACCAGGUGCCGCUCAAUUACUGGCUAGCGGGAUGAAUGCGCAGCAGACUCACGAGCGACCCGCCCAGAUGGUCGAGUUCAACCACGCCAUCGCGUUUGUCAACAAGAUCAAGAACAGGUUCGCAGCUGAUCCUGAGACGUAUAAGCAAUUUCUGGAGAUCCUCCAGACGUAUCAAAAGGAGACCAAGGAUAUCAACGAGGUCUACUCGCAAGUCACAAUCUUGUUUGACAAUGCGCCUGACCUUCUUGAAGAGUUCUCUCAGUUCUUGCCUGGCGCCGAUGGCCAACAAGGCUCGGGUGGGUUGUUCAGCGGAGAUCUCUUCGGAGGGGGAGGCAUCGCCCCUGCUGGACCUCAGGCUCCUCCUGCACCUCAGGCAGGUGCUGAGAAGGGUAAGCGCGGAGGCAAGGCUGAAAAGGAUAUCAAGGAGGCCGCAGUCCCGGCUGCCCCUGCCGCAGGAGGUUCGCGUAAAAAGCGAGCUGCCGACAAGGAGGGCAAGAGUGGUGCGAGGAGCAAGAAGAGCAAGGUCGCACACCGCGAUGCGACACCAGCCGAAGACAUUCCGAAUGCCGGUCCGCCAUCCUCUCAACCUCCGUCCGGCCCGAAUACCCUCGCAAGUCAGAACGAAGUCGUCUUUUUCGAACGCGUCAAGAAGCAGAUCGACGAUCGGGUCACCUAUCACGAAUUCCUGAAGCUCUUGAACAUGUUCGUCAACGACAUCAUUGAUACCAAGACCUUGGUCGAGCGCGCCGCCUUGUUCCUCGGUGGCGAUCAGAACGAAUUGUUCCGCGAAUUCAAGGCGCUUGUUGGCUGGAGUCAGGUCAAUGUCGACGCUCAGGGUCAAAUAUCAAAUCCGCCGACCGGGAUGAUUGUCCUCGACCCUCUCGGAGUCGCCGAGAAUAUACCCAUGCUGCAACGACCCAAGGUUGACCUGAACAACCAGCGCGCGUCAGGACCGAGUUACCGCAAGUUGCCCAAGUCGGAAGUCAAUCUGGCCUGCUCAGGACGGGAUCCCAUGUGUUGGGAGGUCCUCAACGAUGAAUGGGUAUCACACCCAACAUGGGCAUCGGAAGACGCCGUCCCUUCAGCAGCUCACAAACGUAAUGCUUAUGAAGAAGCCCUUCACAAGACCGAAGAGGAGCGUCAUGAGUACGACUAUCACAUCGAGGCCAACAUUCGCACCAUCGCCUUGCUCGAGCCGCUCAAUGCCAGGAUCAAGGAGAUGGACGAGCUGGAAAAGGCCCAGUGGAAGCUCAAGCCCGGUCUCGGCGGUCAGAGCAAAUCGAUCUACCAACGGAUCCUGAAGAAGAUCUACGGUCGGGAGCAGGGUCUCGAAGUCAUAGCCGCUCUGCACGAACAGCCUGCCAUGGCUAUCCCCGUCGUCCUCGCUCGGUUGAAGCAAAAGGACGAAGAGUGGAAAAAGGCUCAGCGCGAAUGGAACAAGGUCUGGCGGGAGGUCGAUGCGAAGAACUUUUACAAGUCACUCGACCACCAGGGCGUUGUCUUCAAGGCCAACGACAAGAAGGCUUUGGCUGCCAAGACCCUGAUCGCCGAGGUCGAGGCGCUGCGUCAGGAGCAAACGCAAAAGCAGGCAGCAUCAGGCGAAGCGACGCAUUUGGCCGGAUUUGAGCGUGGUCAAUACAAGUUCUCGAUCGAGGACAUCGACUGCUUGCAAGACGCCCUAAAACUUUCGUUUUCUUACCUCGAUCGAAUGACCUUGGCCGCUGCCGAUCGAGACCGAGUCGAGUCGUUCAUUCGCGCUUUCAUCCCGACGUUUUUCCAGUUCGACGCACAAGAGUACGAUGCUACCUUUGGGGAACUCGCCAACGGAACGAGCGAGGAAGGCGGCAGCGAAGCGGGCGAUGCGACGAGCGAUGCCGGUAGUCUGCCAGAUGAUGAAGAUCGUGCGAGCAACGUCGGCGGUAGGAAAGGUAGAGGCAAGGGUGACCUGCGAACCAAGUUGCUCAGGCAAGUUGUCGAAGCCGGCGAAAAGCGUGGCAAGCGGGCUGGGUCUGCAACUCCUGCGCCCUCCGAGGCUGCCACCGAGGCGGAUCAUACCAAUGGCGACGUCGUCAUGGCUGAUGGCGAGACCGUUACCGAUCCUGUCAUAUUGAGCGAGGAAGGCGUCGUAGAAGACGAGGAUGUUGCUGCUAGCCGAGUGGCAUUACAGGAGGGCGAAAAGACGUGGUUGAAUGUCGAGGCGGCAGCAUCAGAAGUGGACACGGAGCUUCCGAAGAAGACGCCUCGUCGACACGUCUUUUUCGGCAACAACAAUUACUUUUGCUUCUUCCGCAUGUUGCAGAUCCUCUACUCGCGUCUCAAGACGUUCAAGGACCUCGCUUCGGGCCUGUCGGAAAACGCUGCUGGUUACCAGCCGGUCAAUCCUAUGGCGAAACAACUCGGCCUCACCGAUCCUGCCGCGGCCAUCUUGGAAGAAGGCGCCAACCCGGCGUCUCACUUUUACCCUCACCUCCUGGACCAGUGCGAAAAGUUGUUCGACGGCGAGAUCGAUACCCCAACAUUCGAGGAGACUGUGAGAUACAUGUACGGGAUCAGGGCUUACCCGGCCUUUACACUGGACAAGGUUGUCGCGGGCGUAAUCAAGCACUGUCAAAACAUCUUGACCGACGGCAAGAGCCAGGAGUUGUACGCGCUGUUGCAGGCCGAUCGCAAGUACGAGGGUGGACGGUCGAUCAGACAACAGAUCGCCUAUCGGGUCGAAGCAGAAAAGACGCUGGCACCUGAUGAAAACGUGUUCAAGAUCGAAUGGCUGGGAACGACCAAGCGACUUCGAAUCAUCCUGCUAGCCAAGGAAGACAUCACAACAGAUGACAUCCAGACGGCCGAGCAACAGUGGGAAGCUUAUAUCGAUAGCUUUACGUUGGCUCAUCCGACGGAAGGGCUCGGUUUCGCGGUCGAGCCACCUUUCCUCAGGAGGUGA